Messenger RNA from Limulus polyphemus (Atlantic horseshoe crab), 1537 nucleotides. Its product is annotated as coiled-coil domain-containing protein 1-like. The record is from RefSeq and is a predicted model, not a curated record. The transcript is spliced from 2 exons. Bases 150 to 1187 code for a protein of 345 amino acids. NCBI's taxonomy places the organism in Eukaryota, Metazoa, Arthropoda, Merostomata, Xiphosura, Limulidae.
UUCCUGUGUCUAAGGAACCAGAACCAAUAGAUUCUGUUGAUGAAGAAGUCAUCGAUGAAGUAAAUCCUGUUGACGAUGAAGUCAUAGAUGAAGUAAAUCCUACUGAAGAAGAAAUCUACCAAAUAGAAGAUGAUGGUUUAACCGAUUCCAUGGUUGACGAAGAGAGUAUUUUUCCUGUGUCUAAGGAACCAGAACCAAUAGAUUCUGUUGAUGAAGAAGUCAUCGAUGAAGUAAAUCCUGUUGACGAUGAAGUCAUAGAUGAAGUAAAUCCUGCUGAAGAAGAAAUCUACCAAAUAGAAGAUGAUGGUUUAACCGAUUCCAUGGUUGACGAAGAGAGUAUUUUUCCUGUGUCUAAGGAACCAGAACCAAUAGAUUCUGUUGAUGAAGAAGUCAUCGAUGAAAUAAAUCCCGCUGAAGAGAGAAUAUAUCAACCAGAAGAGGGUGGUUUAAUCGAUUCUAUGGUUGGCAAAGAUAGUAUAUUUCCUCAGUCAGAGGAACCGGAAUCUAUAGAUCCUGUUGAUGAAGAAGUCAUCGAUGAAGUAAAUCCUGUUGACGAAGAAGUCAUAGAUGAAGUAAAUCCUGCUGAAGAAGAAAUCUACCACAUAGAAGAUGAUGGUUUAACCGAUUCCAUGGAUGACGAAGAGAGUAUUUUUUCUCAGUCUAAUGAACCAGAACCAAUAGAUCUUGUUGACGAAGAAGUCAUAGAUGAAGUGAAUCUUCCUGAAGAAGAAAUCUACCAUCCAGAAGAUGAUGGUUUAAUCAAGCCCAUGGUUGACAAAGAGAUUAUUUUUCUUCAGUCAAAAGAAAUGGCACCAGAAGAUACUGAUGACGAAGAAGUCAGUGAUGAAGUAAAUCGUGGUGAAGAAAAAGUUCACCGACAAGUAAACGAUGAGUUGAUCAAGUUCAUCGUUGGCAAAAAGAAUAUUUUUCCUCAAAUAAAGGAACCGGUCUCUGUGGACUCUGAUGAUGAAGAGGUGGUAGAUAAAAUAAAUCCUGUAAAAGAGGGAAGCUAUCAACAAAAUGUCGGCGAUUUGACCAAUAUCGAGGAACUUCCUUUAGAAAAAGCAGUUGUCAUUGAAGAGAAACCAGAGACUGUACCUGAAAGCGUUCCAAUACAUGAUGAUAUAAUCCCCAUUAACCCCCUUUCAAUCGUUUCGAAGAACAUGGAAUACAAGAAUAUGGUGUAAAUCAUACAUAAAUCGCUCUGAUUUUAACAGUUGUUUUGUACUUGAAACAAUUGUUAAAAUAUUAUUUCAAUCUUCAGGAGCAAACUUUUUGAUAUUACCUUUAUUGUAACAAAAUACACUUGGUAAUGUAUUACAGUAUAAGGAAAACGUUAUUCAGGCAGUUAUCAUCACUAAAAUAAAACUUACAUGUGCGAAAAACACGAUAAUUAACUGCAGAUUGUUACUUAAUACUUAUAAUUGGUUUAUUCUUAAUAGGUUUUGUUUUCGUUAUGUAAUUUUUGUUAUGAUGUUGUUUCAUUUAGCCUUUGUAGAUUCUCAGUGAAUUAAACUAUUACUUUAGCCUUUUUUUA